Molecule: messenger RNA, 604 nt
Organism: Musa acuminata subsp. malaccensis (wild Malaysian banana)
Lineage: Eukaryota; Viridiplantae; Streptophyta; Magnoliopsida; Zingiberales; Musaceae
Source: RefSeq, a predicted model, not a curated record
GGAGCUCUCUCUCUUCCUCAGCCAGGAUCGCCCACAUCCUUGCGGUGGUGUAGCUUCUGCGAAGUCGGCCUCCGCUGCUCACCGCUGCCUCUCCAUCUUUCUCAGGGUGAGCGAUCGCAAGGAUGAGCCGGGACAACCGCAGGAGCCAGACUCUGGACCUGAAGCUGAACCUUUCGCUGAUGCCGGCCAGGGGGGACGCGUCGAGAAGGAUGGGCGUCGCCGAUGACGCCUCCCCGGCGAGCUCAUGUUUGACGACGGCGUCGUCGUCGUCGGAGGCCGAGCUGGGGAUGAUGACCCCGGUGAGCACAGAGGUGGCGACGCCCAUGGUGCUCGCCGGCUGCCAGCGGUGCCUCAUGUACGUCAUGCUCUCUGCGGACGACCUCAAGUGUCCCAAGUGCUGGAGCACCGCCCUCAACUUCUUCCACAACACCACCACCAAGAACAAGAAGAACAGCAGCAAGAAGAGCAGGAUGUGCUAAACCUCCCUGCAAAACACCUUCUUCGUGAUUCAUUCCUUCUUCGGUUGUCUCUUUCAGUACCAGUCAUCUCUUGUCUUUAAUUACGUUAGCUGUGAUUCAAGGAAUGAGCACUUGGCUUCAUCUUA